Melanotaenia boesemani (Boeseman's rainbowfish) is the source of this 2465-nucleotide messenger RNA. RefSeq names its product prolyl endopeptidase like (gene prepl). Gene Ontology annotation, molecular function: serine-type endopeptidase activity. The coding region runs from base 230 to 2413 and encodes 727 amino acids. Gene Ontology annotation, biological process: proteolysis. The record is from RefSeq and is a predicted model, not a curated record. NCBI's taxonomy places the organism in Eukaryota, Metazoa, Chordata, Actinopteri, Atheriniformes, Melanotaeniidae. Gene Ontology annotation, cellular component: cytoskeleton; Golgi apparatus. The transcript has 15 exons.
UUUGUUUAGGAAAUUCUACACGUGCGUAGAAAUUCCUGUUAACAUUUUGUUUUAAUUAAGUAUAGAGCAGUAAAAUACAACGAAAACGUAAUUAUUAGAGGUUUAAACAAUACGCCCAUUCGUCGCAUGAAACGCGGUUGUAAAUACAACAUGCAGUACCUAGUUGUAACGGAUUAUUACUUAACACCACGUAAACACUGCUGUAAAUAUAGCGCUAAUUAACUGUUAAAUGUCUAUAAUGGCCGUUUUGUUGUCUUUGCUGUUUUCUUCUGCUCAUCUCCCCACAUUUUCUCGGGUACAUUUCUGGAAACUCGCAGUUUACAGACGGAAAACAUGGCUGUCCUUGUAUGUCAACCGUUGUUGCACGUCGGAAACCUCUGUUUCAACUUCUGGUCAUCUCAUUUCUGGGAUUGACAAGUACAAAGACUUGCAGAAAUACUUUAUCAGGAAACUGAAGGCAGUAUACCACCGUUUCUCUGAUAUACCAGAUCACUCAGUGGUCUAUGGACAUCACCAUGUCUACUACACUGAAGAUGAUGGCAUCUACAGAAUGGACAAAAGACAGAUGGAUCAGAAGCCGGAGAAGGUGUUAAAUCUAGAACUGAUAUCUGGAGAGGAAGAGAAGACAAGUCUUGAGAAGAAGCAGAGAUUUCAGUGGCUAAUCCAGAGAAUUCGUCUGUCACCACAAGAACAGCAUCUCGCUGCUUCUAUGAAAUGUUGUCACAGAGGAGAGCUGAGGUUUGUGGUUGUGAGACUUGGAGAGGGAAAAUCCCUUCCUCUGGAUCCCCAACACAUUAUGUUCACACUGGACAAAGUCUUCAGCUUUGAGUGGGCCACAGAUGAAGUGCUGUUUUACACAACUCUGGAAGGCCUACGUUCUAGCACGGUGUUUCGUCUAGAUCUCGCCUCCAGUGGAAAGAAGAUCACUUCUGUGUAUGAAGAAACUCAGCCUGAUGUGUUUGUGGAAGUCGGUCUGUCCAGAGACCGACAGAUCCUGACAAUCAACUGCAACAGCAGAACCUGUUCAGAGGUGUUGCUAAGUGAUGUAGCAACAUCCCAAUUGGAGCCUUGUGUGGUUCAGCCUCGCCAGCUGGACCUACUCUACCAUGUGGAGCACUGGAGAAGGUGGCUAAUUAUACUAGCAAGUACAGGGCCAGGACAAGAAUAUCAGGUGGUGCAGGCCCCCCUUUCAGAGCCAUCCAUGGCCUCUUGGGUCUCUUUGUUUGCCCCUGGCCCUGGCACUGCAAUCAAAGACAUGGAUGUGGUUGGGGACCAUUGCGUGUUGGUUGCAAGAACACCAACCAGUGAACUUGUUCUGAUUGUGGUCCCACUGACCCAUCCCAAAGAAGCAUAUGUUUUACCGCUCCCCUGCUGGGCUUGUGCCAUUGAAACCAAGAAACCAGGCUUGGCUGACCAACAAAAUGUGUUAGAAUUCCUGGUAUCAUCUCCAGUCCACACACCGGUGCCAUACUGUCUGUACCCUGAGAAAGGAGUCCUUUUAUCAGGUACUGAAGAUGGGUCCUUCCCAGAGAGCCAAGCCAAGUUUAUCACCACGCACUUGGAGGCCUGCAGCCAAGAUGGCACCUUGGUGCCAGUGACUCUGUUUAAUGCAGGACCAAUGGAGCAUCUAAACAGGGUUCCUUUACUGGUUCAUGUUUAUGGAGCUUAUGGCAGAGAUCUCAGCAUGGUGUUCUGCCCUGAGAAAAGACUGCUGUUGGAGCAUGGCUGGGCCCUGGCCUAUUGUCACAUCAGAGGUGGAGGGGAGUGUGGCCUCUCUUGGCAGAGACAAGCCCGUGUGGAGGGAAAGCAGAGGUCGGUGGAGGAUCUCCAAGCUUGUCUCCAACACCUUUUCUCUAUAGGAGUCUCUUCUCCUUCACUAACUGCCGUUACAGCCUGCAGUGCUGGAGCUGUGCCAGUUGGAGCACUGUGCAACAGACGCCCAAACCUGAUGCAGGCUGUCACACUGCAGGCUCCUUUCCUGGAUGUUUUGGGAACCAUGGAGGAUCCCAGCCUGCCUCUGACAUUGGAGGACAGAGAUGAAUGGGGCGACCCAGUGGGAAAUCCAAAACACAGACGUAUCAUCUCUUCCUACUGUCCCCUUCACAACAUAACCCCACAGCGCUACCCAUCAAUGCUGCUGCAAGCUUACAGUGGUGAUCCCAGGGUUCCUCUGGCAGGUGUCCUAAAAUACACUGACCGUCUUAAGAAAGCUAUUUUUUCACACUUCAGCACGAAGCCAACAUCUGAAUAUAAACCAGAACCAAACAUAGUUCUGAAUGUCCAACGUGGAGAAAAUCACCUUGGACCAGAUCACUUUGAGCAGAUGGUGGAGGAGGAAGCCCUCAAGCUUGCAUUUCUAUACACAGAGCUAGACCUGGACCCUCCCCGACCGACACACAAGAGGAGGAGAUAGCAACAAAUGGAACCCAAUCCCCCCCAAACAUCAAUCAUUACAGCCAGAAAAG